Molecule: messenger RNA, 1717 nt
Organism: Prunus dulcis (almond)
Lineage: Eukaryota; Viridiplantae; Streptophyta; Magnoliopsida; Rosales; Rosaceae
Product: probable E3 ubiquitin-protein ligase LUL2
Exons: 4
Coding region: 222-1322 (366 amino acids)
Biological process (GO): protein ubiquitination
Molecular function (GO): ubiquitin protein ligase activity
Source: RefSeq, a predicted model, not a curated record
UUGCGCCCCCCCCCCUUCUCUCUCUCUCUCUCUCUCUCUCUCUCUCUCUCUCCUCUGCUUCUGUUUCUGUUUCUGCCUCUGUAGAAUGCAAACAACACAUACGCAAGAAUUACAUAAGGUUUCUUAUCAACCAAACAGAAAGAUUCAAGCUUUUAAUGGUAUUUCUGGUUUGAUUGUUUAGCAUAUAAAAAGCGAAACUGAAAUUCUCGAGUAUAGAUAAAAUGGGUAAUUUAGGCAGCACCAGCUCCGGUCGCCGGAGGCACCGGACCCAACCGCCUCAAGGGCAUGGCUUUGUUGCUGCCACACCACCCUACCCAUCUCAAUAUCCAAACGGACAAGACCCCAAUCCAAGCCAACACCACCAGUACCCAUCUCAGUAUCCAAAUGCACCAAACCCAAAUCCACCCCAAUUCUUCCAAUACCCUGGUUUCUACCCACCACCGCCUGUCCCGGGUCCCUAUCCACAGCCUUAUCACGGCGGCGGGGUCUACAUGGGCCCCCCUUCCGCCAAUUGGGCACCCGGGCAGUUGCCUUAUGGAGCUGCCCCUCCCCCUCCGGCUGCUCCAUUUGUGGAACAUCAAAAGACAGUCACCAUUAAGAAUGACGUCAAUAUCAAGAAAGACUCUCUGCGGGUUGAGCCGGAUGAGGAGAAUCCAGGGCGGUUCCUUAUUGCGUUCACUUUUGAUGCUGCUGCGCCCGGAAGCAUUACAGUUAUGUUUUUUGCUAAAGAAGAUGCAGACUGUAACCUGAUAGCAACAAAGGAAAGCUUGUUUAAAUCUGUUACAGUGCCUUUUGAGAAAGGACUUGGCCAGAAGUUUAGACAACCUUCUGGAACUGGGAUUGACUUCUCAACGUUUGAGGAGAUAGGGUUAACGAAAGAGGGUGACAUAGAAGUUUAUCCUCUUGUGGUGAAGGCUGAAGCAUUCCCUUUAAAUGCCGGUGAACGGGAAUCAGAUGGAAAUUCAGCUGGGAACUCUCAGAUCACCCAGGCAGUGUUUGAAAAGAAGGAGAAUGGGGAGUACAAAGUGCGGGUGAUGAAGCAGAUACUAUGGGUGAAUGGGAUGAGGUACGAGCUCCAGGAGAUCUAUGGUAUUGGGAAUGCAGUUGAAGGUGAUCAAAAUGGAAAUGAUUCUGGGAAAGAAUGUAUAAUAUGCUUGUCAGAGCCUCGAGACACAACCGUUCUCCCAUGCCGGCACAUGUGCAUGUGCAGUGGUUGUGCUAAGGUUCUGAGGUUCCAGACAAAUAGGUGCCCCGUCUGUAGGCAACCAGUUGAACGACUCUUGGAAAUCAAGGUGAACAAUGAAGCCAAUAGCUCAGAGUAACAUGCUAUCAACCAAAUGUUCUAAAAUCCACUUGACCAAAAGAAAGAAGAAAGAGAAAAAUACAACCCAACUUUCUCACAUAUGAUGAGUCCUACAUGGAUGUCACAGUAUUACAAAUCUCAUCUCAUGUGAGAGAGUUGAGAAAUCAGGUGCUAUACUUAAUUUUUUAAUUUUUUAAAAAUCAAAUUGUCAAUUAUACUUGUAUUUCUAGAAAUCCCCUGUUUUCCCAAUGCUUCAGCUUCAAUGCAUUGCUUGUAUCCUGAGUGCUCAAUAGAAUUGGCAAAUUUCUUGUUGUGACGUGAUCAGUAUUAACACCUACCAUGUUCUCAACAUUUUGAACGAGAAUCUACCAGAUUGUAUGUUAUUUACUUUUUAACAUGUCUUAUUAAUUUUCA